CGUACACAUACACGAUCGCACUACGAACAGGAAUCCGCAAAUCUAACAGCCCGGAUUGUACUACAAGGAUUGUACCUGGAUUGAAGAUAUGGCAGACAGCGAGGGAUAUGACUCCGACGCUACACAUUGCUCGGAUAUUGAAUGGCCCGACAAGGAGUUUGGACCACCCCUCGUCUCCUCGACUCCAAUCCACGACACUGAGUUCAGCGCUCUAUUUGAUGCCGAGACGUGCCCACCAGAAAACUCCGAGGACGUGAACUCUAGCGGGGACGGGGAAGUGUUCCGAUCCAGCUCAGAAGAGAGCUUGUUAUUGUUCGGGGGGGCCAGGGCAAGGAACGCACCUGCCAUGGAACCGGAGGAUUGGAAUACUAGCAGGGAUAUGUUCGAAUCCAGCUCAGAAUCCAGCUCAGAAGAGAGCUUGUUAUUGUUCGGGGGGGCCAGGGCAAGGAACGCACCUGCCAAGGAACCGGAUGACUGGGAUACUAGUAGGGACAUGUUCGAAUCCAGCUCAGAAUCCAGCUCAGAAGGGAGCGAAGAGAGCGUGGUCCUGCUAGGGAUACCAAGGGCAAUGAACGCACCUGCGAAAGAAAACACGGUGUCCGAGGACUUGAACACCAUCGAGAGCGCCGAUGGAAUCGUAGAAGAAACUCAAGCUGCACCGCUUGAUCUAAGAAUAAUUCAGGACUCACAGCCACCACAACACCCACUCCCUCAGAACCGAACCCCGGCCACACCAUCAGUUACAGGUACACAAGACACCCCUAUGGAUUUAAGAACCAUUAUCCCCGACACCCAGUAUGAUGACAACAGUAGAAAAUACACAGUAACACUUGCGUAAAUAUAUAGACAAAGCCGGUUAGACUGUC
Branchiostoma floridae (Florida lancelet) is the source of this 866-nucleotide messenger RNA. RefSeq lists its product as uncharacterized. The transcript has 2 exons. The coding region runs from base 89 to 838 and encodes 249 amino acids. The record is from RefSeq and is a predicted model, not a curated record. Lineage: Eukaryota; Metazoa; Chordata; Leptocardii; Amphioxiformes; Branchiostomatidae.